CCAAAAAAGAUCGUGAAAGAUGUCAGCGUACGGUGAAGCCUAUUACACCACUUAUUUACUGUCGCCCCAGGGUGUGCCCACUAAUUGGGGAUGUGUGUCUCCCGAGUCGUACGAGCAUUACUCAGAAGAAUCUUCAUCUCCAGAGCCGAUAAGGAAUAAGAGUCGAGUGACACCGCUAGUUUUGAGGAAGAGAAGACUUGCCGCCAAUGCUAGAGAAAGGCGGCGGAUGCAGAACUUGAACCAGGCCUUUGACAGAUUGAGGACUUUCCUUCCACAAUUGGGACAAGAUCGACAGCUGUCCAAGUACGAGACGUUGCAGAUGGCACAGACUUACAUUACAGCAUUGUAUGAUCUACUGGACCAGCCUGAGGUUAGACAAUGAUUAUAUUUGUUUUUGCAUAGACUAUAUAUUUACCAAAAAAGUGUAGAAUAAUACAUUGCCAGUUUAGAUAAUUUUUAUUUGGUAUCCAGUGAACAAUUUUUUUUAUUGAAGAUUACUAAAAUUUGUAGAAUAACAUAUUUUUUUAAAAACAUUCCAACAUUAUUAUUUUGUACUUUUUCUCAAUACUUGUAAAGUCUAGUAUAUUAGUUAAAACCAAAGUUGAUAUUAUUAAGUUGUUGCCUAGUUUUUAAAAUAUCUGAUUUUUAUCACUUUUAAAAAUAUUUUUUAUUGCUCGUUUAAAAAUUAUUGAUAGCACAGUUUUUACGACACUGGUCAUUUAUUGUAUUGCAUUCGAAGUUUUUGACAUCGAAUACAAUGCAUCAUACCAUACAAAUGACCUGUGUAGUAAAAACUGUGCUAUCAAUAAUUUUCAAACGGAGAAUAGAAUAAAAAUUUUUUAAAAGUUAAAAGAUCAAGUUACUAUUUUUUUAAUUGUAGGUGUAUAUAGCUAAACAUGUUAUUUA
Messenger RNA from Diabrotica virgifera virgifera (western corn rootworm), 906 nucleotides. RefSeq names its product protein atonal-like. Gene Ontology annotation, molecular function: protein dimerization activity. The transcript has a single exon. Lineage: Eukaryota; Metazoa; Arthropoda; Insecta; Coleoptera; Chrysomelidae. The coding region runs from base 20 to 382 and encodes 120 amino acids. The record is from RefSeq and is a predicted model, not a curated record.